GAUCCUAGAAAAUCACCAAUCCGCACAACUUCUCUGCAGACCGGUGUGUUAUGAUGUGAUGGCGGUUCUACCAGUCCGCUCAAGGAAAGUCAAGUGGACCCUCUGCUUCUUGCAGUCUUUACUGCUCUUCGAAACUACUACUGCAGCGCAAUCUAUAUUGCAUGGCUCGGAGGGUGGUGCCGACGCAACAACUCAUCGCAUUCCCCCCCAAGAAUUUAUUCGCUUCAUUGAUUUUGCAAUAUCUAGAGAUUGUACCAUGCAUACUCUCUGCCUAUCAAUUUGGCGUUGCAUUAGCAGGAAAUAUCCAAUAUAGGUGUCAGGCGUCGAUUAAUUCGAUCUGCAUUAUCGGUAGUUGACUUUCAAACCCCGAAUGCAUUAUAACCAAAG
Truncatella angustata is the source of this 387-nucleotide messenger RNA. RefSeq lists its product as uncharacterized. Lineage: Eukaryota; Fungi; Ascomycota; Sordariomycetes; Amphisphaeriales; Sporocadaceae. The coding region runs from base 59 to 313 and encodes 84 amino acids. The record is from RefSeq and is a predicted model, not a curated record. The transcript has a single exon.